Molecule: messenger RNA, 1326 nt
Organism: Hemibagrus wyckioides
Lineage: Eukaryota; Metazoa; Chordata; Actinopteri; Siluriformes; Bagridae
Gene: wdr82
Product: WD repeat domain 82
Exons: 9
Coding region: 197-1138 (313 amino acids)
Cellular component (GO): Set1C/COMPASS complex
Molecular function (GO): protein binding; chromatin binding
Source: RefSeq, a predicted model, not a curated record
UCCGGUGCCGAGUUCACGGGCUUGUACGGCGGGCUUUUCCGUAGAUUAUGAAAUAUAUAUGUUAGGGCGCUUUAUUUGAUACGAAACGCAUCCGUGCAGAAGUCGUAAAUAAAUCCCAAACAAAUCCCUCGUCUGUUCGCCUUCGCGGUGAGAGGAAAGCCUGAGCCUGGCCAGGCAAUAAAGCAAGCGCGGCAUCAUGAAGCUAACAGACAAUGUGCUGCGGAGUUUCAGGGUUGCCAAGGUUUUCCGAGAGAAUUCGGACAAAAUCAAUUGUUUUGACUUCAGCUCAAAUGGCGAGACGGUGAUAUCGAGCAGCGACGACGACUCUAUCGUCUUAUAUGACUGCCAGGAGGGAAAACCUAAGCGUACUCUCUACAGUAAAAAGUAUGGCGUGGACCUCAUCAGAUACACACAUGCCGCCAAUACAGUCGUGUACAGCUCCAACAAGAUUGAUGAUACUAUAAGGUAUUUGUCUCUUCAUGACAAUAAGUACAUUCGUUACUUUCCUGGGCACAAUAAGAGGGUUGUUGCUCUGUCUAUGUCUCCUGUUGAUGACACAUUCAUCUCUGGCUCCUUGGAUAAGACAAUCCGGCUAUGGGAUCUUCGCUCUCCCAAUUGUCAGGGUUUAAUGCAUCUGCAGGGGAAGCCAGUGUGCUCGUUUGAUCCUGAGGGUCUUAUAUUUGCUGCAGGAGUCAAUUCAGAGAUGGUCAAACUUUACGAUUUGCGCUCGUUUGACAAAGGCCCAUUCGCCACAUUUAAGCUGCAGUACGAGCGUUCAUGCGAGUGGACCGGCCUCAAAUUCAGCAACGAUGGAAAACUCAUCCUGAUCUCCAGCAACGGUGGAACCCUCAGGCUGCUUGAUGCCUUCAAAGGCGCUGUGCUACAUUCAUUUGCGGGCUACAACAACAGUAAAGGUGUUGUUCUGGAAGCCUCCUUCACCCCAGACUCUCAGUUCGUCAUGAUCGGUUCAGAGGAUGGGAAAAUCCAUGUAUGGAACGCUGAGAGUGGAAUGAAAGUAGCAGUGCUGGAUGGGAAACACACGGGACCUGUCACCUGCCUACAGUUUAACCCGAAAUUCAUGACCUUUGCCAGCGCAUGUUCUAAUAUGGCUUUCUGGCUACCAACAAUCGAUGACUGAUGAAGGUGUGCACUAAACAAGAAUUUCAAUUUGACGGGUUAUUGUGAUCCUGCAGAUGGCAGCAUCUUCCUUUGCCUCUGGAUCACUGGGACUGCUUUUUGUGGACUGUAAAUAGGCUGACCAUAAGGCCAUGCUCUAAUUUCUUUUUCAUUUUAUACCUGUAUCAUUAAAUCAUGUUCUUUUGUAAA